AUGGAGACCUGCCUGAAAGUCUUGCUGCUCAUCGGGGUGGUCACAGCAGCUCCCACACCACCACCAUCCCCUCUGCCAAGCCACGAGGCUGCGGUUUUAGCUGCAGUUCAAAUCUACAACCAAGAGCCAGGCACAACACUGGCCUAUCGGCUCCUGGAAGCUCAGCCGCAGCCAGACUGGGACGUGUCUUCAAAAACUAUCCAAUCACUGACCUUCUCUGUGAAAGAGACAGUGUGCCUGGUAUCAGAGAAACGCGACCCCAACCAGUGUGAAUUCAAAGAAGACGGACUGGUCAAAGACUGCUCUGGAUUUUUCUCCACGGAACAGGACCCCCCUUCCGUCAUUAUCAAAUGUGAGGAGGCGUCUGAGAAG
Chelonoidis abingdonii (Abingdon island giant tortoise) is the source of this 372-nucleotide messenger RNA. NCBI's taxonomy places the organism in Eukaryota, Metazoa, Chordata, Testudines, Testudinidae. The record is from RefSeq and is a predicted model, not a curated record.